Nezara viridula (southern green stink bug) is the source of this 924-nucleotide messenger RNA. Lineage: Eukaryota; Metazoa; Arthropoda; Insecta; Hemiptera; Pentatomidae. The record is from the annotation of a GenBank genome assembly.
UAUUAUCUUGUGUUAAAAAUGUCAUUUAAUUCACCUCCAGCGGAUGAAAUGUUUUUAAGACAGGUUUUUGAAUCUGUUGAUAGAGACAGAAGUGGACACAUUUCUGCUAAUGAACUACAACAAGCUCUUUCUAAUGGUACCUGGAAACCUUUUAAUCCAGAAACUUGCCGACUGAUGAUUGGCAUGUUUGAUAAGGGCAACACUGGCACAAUUAAUUUCCAUGAUUUUGGAGCAUUAUGGCGUUAUGUGAAUGACUGGCAGGCUUGUUUUCGAUCCUUUGAUCGAGAUGGGUCAGGAAACAUUGAUAGUUCAGAAUUAAAUACAGCACUAGUUUCAUUCGGCUAUCGACUUUCCCAACCGACUGUUAAUAUUAUGUUACAGAAGUUUGAUCGCCUUGGAAAAGGCACUAUUUUUUUCGAUGAUUUCAUCCAGUGCUGUAUAGCUCUUCAUACUCUCACAGAAGCCUUCAGACAACAAGAUACUGACCAGGAUGGAGUCAUCACUCUGCAUUAUGAGCAGUUUAUUUCUUUGGUUUUUACAAUAAAAACAUAAUAUACAAUUUUAUCAUUACUUAGAUCUGGUUUCAAUUUAUUUUUAUCAAAUCUUUGUCUUUUGUGAUAUUCCUCUUAAUUAUUCCAUUCAUUAUUUUAUUUUUAUAUUAUGGAUUUGUAGGUUAUGGAUAUCAUUUCUAUACAUUUUCUAUAUGCUCAUGGUUAUCUAAGCUGCUUAAUACUAGCUGUCUUUGAUUUGGUUCUUGCCUGGUUAAUUAAUGUUCUAAAUAUGAUCAUUAGUCUAUUCUUUUUAAAUUACUUUAUUUAUACUAUACAAUAAUUUUCAUUAAAUAUUUUGUAAAGGGUAUGUAAUUUUCAACAAAAUAAAAUUCUAAAAAUGAUAUUUUGUAGUACCUGUACAUAUAUAUAUAAA